AUGAAGCCGGAGGGAGUGCUGACUGGCUUGGCUAAGUUACGUCAGGCGGUGACUGGAGGGAAGGCGAGGGCGAUAUCUGGGGCAGUGGAGGAGCUGGGUAUAGAAGGCGCGCCAAGUUUUGCGGCCUGUUCCGUGGACGAGAAGACGAACCUGCGGGACUUGGACUACUUGGUGAAAUGUGCCGAUGUGGUUCUGCUGGCACUCGGCAAGACGCUGGAGGCCCUGGACCUGCAGGCCUACUGCAAGAACGAGGAGGAGAGCGAGGAGGAGAGCGAGGAGGAGGGCGGCAGUGAAGAUGAAGUGUCGCGAAAAAGACGGGCUGAUGAUGAUAGUGUUAGCGUGUUGGUGUCCACUAUCGCCAGCCAGUUUGCCUCCAUUGUUGUGGCCAUAAAAAUGACCGGAGAUUUUCUUAAGAAUCCCGACCAAGUCGAAACCGAAGGUGAGGCCACCGAGAAGAAAAAAGCUUUAGUGGAAUUGCUGAUGAGCUGUCAAGUGGACCUACCUUUCGUGAACAGGGACAACGUUGCGCUGCACACAGAAGCGUGGGUGGACACCUGCAAGAAACUAAGACACAAUCUGAAACCCCUAAUCUCCAUGAUCGAGCUGAUUAGAGAAAAGGUGCUGGUUUGUCUAGAUCUGGGCGCCCGGGAGCUGGAACCUUUCUGGUCUAUUGUCCUUAACACGAACGAGGAGCCAAGCGAGGCGAGUGAGGGUGAGGCGAGUGAGGGUGAGGCGAGUGAGGGUGAGGCGAGUGAGGGUGAGGCUAGCGAUCUGAAGUCGACGAGUGACGAGAGCGAGGAGACUGACACUGACAGUAACGACGGCAGUGACAUUGGUAGCGAGCUUGGUAGCGAGGACGCGUUGCUGAGCAACGACGAGAUUUCGUCUGAUGAGGUGAUUGGCGCAGAUGAGGACGAGAAGUUGUUGAGUAUUCUGUCGAUGACGGAGGAAGAAGAGAAGAUGAUUGUGGCGAAGCGGCGGCGUCUGGAGGAGUUGAAGAAGUUGCAGCGUGUGGAGUUUACGGAGGAGGAACUGGCGGAGAUGUUUGCCGCACGGCUCAGGGCAGCGAAGACGAUCGAGGCGGUGCUGAAGAAGACGGAUCAGCAGCUGAAAAAGGGCGCUGAAAAAUUUAACUUUGUGGCGACACUGGAGCUAUUCCAAGCAGUGGUAUUGCCGACCAUCGGUUUGUUUGCGGAGAUUAUAAAUCACAUUGGCACUCACCCCACCUGGGAAAACAGACUGAAGGAGCUGUUGACUGCCAGCAUACAUCUGGCCAAGAAGAUAUUGGAUUGCAUCGUCUCCCAAGUGCAGCUCGAGAAGCCGGCGAAAAAAGCAGCCAAGAAAAAGAUGGAUGGUGCGAACAAAGACAAGGAGGAGGAUCCGUUACAGGUGAAGGCGGAGAAAGUUGCUUUCGUACUCUAUGCCAUAGCGGCUGAGCAGCUCGUGAUCUUCUUCCGGGAACGGUCCCGUUUGCCUGGUGAUACGUAUUGGGCCCAAUUUGUCGCAGUGCUCCAGAUCGUUGGCGCGUUCUGCGACUGGUCGUGGACGGCGCGAGUUAAGUUGGCUGACGCGGCCCAUUACCUGCUGAGCUUGUCGGGCCAGAAGGACGGUUCGUACGAAGACCCGGAGUUCAGGAUUUGGCGUACCACGCUCCUCAAAUGCGUCUGCGUACAUCCUCCCAAGUUUGCCUGCCGACACUGCGUCGGUAAAAAGGAUAGCGGCGCCUGUCUACACGCCAAAUCCGCCACCGAGGCACUUUGCGUCAAAAUCCUCGCCGAAGGCACCCUCAGCCACCGCACCUCCCCCCUCAACUGCCUCAAAGCAUUAAAAGCCCUGCAAAUACAACUGCCUCCCAUCUUCUACGCACACUGCCUCAAAACUUGCGCCAAAAAACGAGAGGUCUGUAAAGCAAUUGCACACCUCAUCAAGUAA
Molecule: messenger RNA, 1932 nt
Organism: Gregarina niphandrodes
Lineage: Eukaryota; Apicomplexa; Conoidasida; Eugregarinorida; Gregarinidae
Exons: 1
Coding region: 1-1932 (643 amino acids)
Source: RefSeq, a predicted model, not a curated record